Gavia stellata (red-throated loon) is the source of this 1257-nucleotide messenger RNA. RefSeq names its product potassium voltage-gated channel subfamily A regulatory beta subunit 1 (gene KCNAB1). The record is from RefSeq and is a predicted model, not a curated record. Gene Ontology annotation, cellular component: cytoplasm; voltage-gated potassium channel complex; membrane. Gene Ontology annotation, molecular function: transmembrane transporter binding; voltage-gated potassium channel activity; potassium channel regulator activity. Lineage: Eukaryota; Metazoa; Chordata; Aves; Gaviiformes; Gaviidae. Gene Ontology annotation, biological process: negative regulation of delayed rectifier potassium channel activity; potassium ion transport; transmembrane transport. The transcript is spliced from 14 exons. Bases 1 to 1257 code for a protein of 418 amino acids.
AUGCUGGCGGCACGCACGGGGACCGUGGGGAACAAAAAUGCCGAGGAAGCCCUGAAGCUGAGGAAGCAGUCGGUGCUUUCCCUGGGGAGCAGGGAGAGAGCCCUGAAGAGCUCCUCAGAAAGCGGGAAGGAGGGCCGAGCCCGGGCCGGCCAGCCGCAGCAGCGUGCCCGGCGGCUGGCUCUGCUGCGGGAGCUGGAGAUGAACUGGUACCUGCGGGUCUGCGAGCUCUCCCACGAGUACACCAUCGCCUACACCACCGGGAUGCCCCACAGAAACCUUGGAAAAUCCGGACUGAGAGUCUCGUGCCUGGGCCUGGGGACAUGGGUCACUUUUGGAGGUCAAAUCUCAGACGAGGUGGCCGAGCAGCUGAUGACCAUCGCCUACGAAAGCGGCGUCAACCUGUUCGACACGGCCGAGGUGUAUGCGGCCGGCAAGGCUGAGGUCAUCCUGGGCAACAUCCUGAAGAAGAAGGGCUGGAGGAGGUCCAGCCUGGUCAUAACAACAAAACUGUACUGGGGCGGAAAAGCUGAAACGGAAAGAGGGCUUUCAAGAAAGCACAUCAUUGAAGGGCUAAAGGCGUCUCUCCAGAGGCUGCAGCUGGAGUACGUGGACGUCGUCUUCGCAAACCGGCCAGACAAUAAUACCCCCAUGGAAGAAAUUGUCCGAGCGAUGACACAUGUAAUAAAUCAAGGCAUGGCGAUGUACUGGGGAACAUCACGCUGGAGCGCUAUGGAGAUCAUGGAAGCCUACUCCGUAGCCAGGCAGUUUAACAUGAUACCACCUGUGUGCGAACAAGCUGAAUACCACCUUUUCCAAAGAGAGAAAGUGGAGGUUCAGCUGCCGGAAUUAUAUCACAAGAUCGGGGUCGGAGCAAUGACGUGGUCUCCACUAGCCUGCGGCAUCAUCUCAGGGAAAUACGGCAACGGGGUCCCUGAAAGCUCAAGGGCUGCACUAAAGUGCUACCAGUGGCUGAAAGAGAAAAUCAUCAGCGAGGAAGGCAGAAAGCAGCAGGUGAAGCUGAAAGACCUGUCGCCCAUCGCCGAGCGCCUCGGGUGCACGCUGCCUCAGCUGGCCGUCGCAUGGUGCCUGAGAAAUGAGGGGGUGAGCUCUGUUCUUCUAGGAUCUUCCAACCCAGAGCAGCUGAUAGAGAACCUCGGAGCCAUACAGGUCCUUCCAAAGAUGACAUCCCAUAUUGUAAAUGAAAUAGAUAAUAUUCUGGGAAACAAGCCCUACAGCAAGAAGGACUACAGAUCAUAA